Molecule: messenger RNA, 5205 nt
Organism: Manihot esculenta (cassava)
Lineage: Eukaryota; Viridiplantae; Streptophyta; Magnoliopsida; Malpighiales; Euphorbiaceae
Product: pentatricopeptide repeat-containing protein At5g16640, mitochondrial
Exons: 6
Coding region: 373-2127 (584 amino acids)
Molecular function (GO): protein binding
Source: RefSeq, a predicted model, not a curated record
GUAAUUAAAACGCAUCUCGUUAUUUUUGUGUGGCCGCCCAGCCUUUCUCUGCAACCCUUCUCUCUACAACCCUUCUCUCACCUGAAAGCUUCAUCCUCAUGCAGCCGGCGACGAGCCCAACCGACCAGCAGAGGAGCAGCUCGUGCUACUAACACCUAUGAUAAAGGCUAACAACGGCGAGAACGCUGCUUAACUCUCAUCGCGCCGAAUAUUUCACUGGAAUCUCGCCACUUCGAUUACUUCCCUUUUUCUGUGUAAGCAGCUAUUGAAAAUACAUUCCCUGUUCUCGUUGGUUCACAUGCAUGCCUACUAAUGUAACCGGAUUAUGUAUUUGAGUUUUUGGGUCGAAGAUUCCAGUUCUUUUACUCUUCAAUGCGUUUUUCUUUGAUUCCUGCAAUUUACUCACGCGGAAUUUAUGGAAGGUUUCGCUUCUCUGUAAAUUUUUCUUCCUUCUGUGCUCUUAAAAUAGUUGAUACUGCCGAGGAGACCAAUGGCAAUAUUUAUCAUUGUAAUUAUGCGGAAUUGCGGCGAAGAAUGCUGGAUUUUGCUACUUUCGGUGACUUCUCACAAGCUUUCUUAACUUUGAAUUUCAUGAAGAACCUGCCUGGAAAGCCUACUGUCUAUGAUUUUAAUGCUUUAAUGUAUUAUUAUUUCAAGUCGAGGAACGUUUCUGUUCAUUUGUUGAUAGAACUUUACCUUGGAAUGAAGAGGUAUGGGCCUGCCCCAAAUGCUCCAACUUUUAAUACUCUUUGUAAUGUUAUGCUAUCAUCUGGAGAUCUGCAAGAUGCAUUUUUUAUUAUUGAAGAGAUGUGUGGAAGUGGUUUUGUGCCAUCUUUUACAAUUUUGUCAAAAUUGUUGAAAAAAACACUUCAAAUUGGGAGUUUGAUGGAUUCGCUUUAUGCUUUUGAGAUUAUGUUGAAGUUAGGCUAUGUCCCUACGGAGCCCACUUUUAAUAUGAUGAUUUGUAAGCUAAUCAAAGCUGGGAUGAUACAUGAGUCAUACCUAGUGUUUUCCUGUCUUUUUGAUAAGGGUUAUUUUUUCGGUGUGCAUACGUUCAAUCCAAUUCUAUGGGCAUUGUGUAAAUCUAAUCAGAGUUGCACUGCUCUGCAAUUUUUUUACUUAAUGAAGAAGAGAGGUGUUGUGUACAAUGCAUGCUCGUAUACAGCUUUGGUUUAUGGAUUUUGUAGAGAAGGUCUUGAGGAAGAUGCUCUGCAGUGUUUAGAGGAGAUGCAAGGUGAUGGUUGUAAUCCCAAUGUCAGAACGUACACUGUGCUUAUUAAGUUUCUUUGUGAUAAUGGGAGGAUUGAGCAGGCAUUCAAAAUUUUGGGUAAGAUGGAAGAAGGAGGAUGCAAUCCAGACUUGGUUACAUACAAUGUAAUUAUCCGUGAGCUUUGUCAUCAAGGUAGAAUGUUGGACAUUUUAUAUUUCAUUCAGAUUAUAGAUCAAAAAGGAUUUUCUCUUGAUUCAUACACAUAUGCUGCCUUGGCUGGAGGCUUGUUAAAGAAUGGCAAAGUCAUGUUCCCAUAUGAAUUGUUGUUUGAUACAAUUUUUAAAGGCUUCAGUGUAGAUGUUGCUCUUUAUAAUAUAUAUCUCCAUUAUUUAUGCCGUCAGAACAGAUUGACAGAACUGUCAACUAUGUUGAACAGAAUGAUAGAAGAAGGCUUUAUGCCAACUAAUGUAUCAUAUAACAUAAUUUUGGAUGCUUUUUGUAGAGGAAAUGGUGUUGAUGAGGCUUUAAAGCUCUUGGAGCAUUUUAAUUGGGAAGCAAAUGGGCCUGAUGUAGUUUCAUUCAACACAAUUUUAUGUAUGGCAUGCAAACAGGGUAACUCCCGGAUGAUAAAGAAGAUUUUAUAUCAAAUGGAGUGUGAAGGUGUUGAGUGUGAUGUUGUCAGUUUCACUUGUCUGAUCCACUAUUUCUGCACGGUUAGGAAAUUUUCAAUGUGUUUAAAGCUGUUGGAAACUAUGAUGCAUGGUGGCCCUUGUCCAACUGUCGUAACUGUUAAGUUGGUAUUGGAUAGACUUCGUAAGAAUGGGUUAGUAGGAGAAGCGCUCCAAUUUACUAAUCGUUUUUAUACGAAAGCUGGGCUUGCUUCAGAAAAGUGUAUAUUUGGAUGUAGAGGUUCAUGAUACUAAAAAGGUGUCAACUUAAUGUGGAAUUCUAGAGAUCCUAGAUCAUGUAUGAUCAAACUGUUGAAUGAAGAUAUUGUGAAAGAUUGGGCAGAACCCUAAGAGCUUUCAUAGGCUAUGUUUGAUAAAAAAGAAACACAUCUUGGGGGCAAUAGAAGCUAAUUGGUGAAUAUUGAAGUAUGAUAAAACUCCAUAGCUUAUAAAUUAUGUUUGGCUUUGUCUUUGGUGAGCACUGUUGCAUUGAAGAUUCAACUCCUGAAUCAGGUUGAAGCAUAGUGUAAGGUAGAUCAUGGAGUAGAACUUAGAUUGGCUAGGAAAGGAGCUGUUUCUGCUGCUCUAUAAGUGGCUGAGAUUUCAGGGUUAUUAAGAACUUUAUGAAGAGAACUUCAGGGUUGGCAACUUGUUAAACUUCUCAUUGCAGGCUGUCUUAAUGGUUCACUUCUUCCUUAAGCGAAGAGAUGGGAAUUUGUCAGAUGUUUUGGGGUUGCGGCUUAAAUUAUGGGCUUUAGGACUUUGUGUCCUUGCUGCCUUGCCAAUGGCAUGGCAACAAACAUGUCCUUCCCUGCAUGAGCACCCAUAUUUGUUACUGGAGGUUCUACUGAUGAGAAAACAGUUGCAAUCUGCUGCUCUGGCUCUACUUCCAUUGGCCUCUAAUGAGUUGGUGUCUACCAAAAGUGCUCUAGAUUCUAGAGUCUAGACUUGUGCAUGAACAGAUGAAGAAUGUGUUGAAUCACACCAGUUAUCUGAGGACGCAUGCAUGGAAACUUUUGUCAGGGGCACUUUACUCUAAAUCCUUGUCAAGGAAGCUUAUUUGGGGUGGUUGGGGGUGGGGGAGUGACAUGUCUAGUAAUUCUGAAAGAAUUAUGGAUGCAGAUGAUGCAUCUUCAUAUGUUGGUAGCUCUAGUGUGGGGAGUCAGUCCACGUAUGAGCUAUCUGAAAUCUUGUCAUUGGCAGAUAUUGGGCUACAAUGUGCUGAGCUGCAAACCAUCAGUUGCUACUUCUCUUGAUGAUAUUGCUAAUAAAAAGUCAUCUGCCAGUCUCGGCAAGGACCAUGACAGAUUGAUUAUUAAUGAAUGGUACAAUAUGACUGUAUACACCAGCAAGUGUAAGGUAAAAUUUCUCUCCAUAUAAUGUGCUGCUGUAGCUGUAUUUUUCUUAUGUUUAGCUCAUAAGUUCUUGCUGCUUCUGUGCGAUUGAAUGUUUUUCCAUGUGUGGAAUGCAUGGGGAUGUGAUUGGAUUAGGAAGGACUGGAGCUCUAUACAGAAGCUUGUAUAAAGUUAAGUAUGUUGAGUCUAUAUAUGUUGUCUCUAUCAUUUAUCAGAAAGUUUGAUAUCUCUUUCUCAUUCACACCAGGGUGUUUUUGCCCCUCAUUUGAUUGUUUCAGGCAAGCUCUCCAAUUGUACAAAAGUGCAAGGGGGACCCAGCACCUGUAGUUCUACAGAUUUUAAACUCAAUUGAAGGGUCCACAAGUAAUGUAACGACUGUUCGUGCAUGUAUGAAAUUUUUGUAGAGGUGCUCCAAAAAUCUUGGAUGAUUCACUUUCUGCUGAUUCAUAUCCCAAAGUUCUGUAUACCAUCUACACUUCUGUGUUCAGAAAGGUCAGGUGUUCUCAACAAUUUACAAAAAUUCAGCAUAUCUCUGACUUCGAAGAUGGACCUUGCAGUAAUCUGGAUGGGUUUGUUAUGUUGAGUAUGUUAACUACUCGCGUGAAGUAAGCUGAGCAAUGUCUCUAAAUGCUCAAGCAUGUCUUUUAUUUUUCAACUGAGACGGUCUUCAUUUCAAUCAGUAUGCAGUGAACUUACUUUUCUUUUCUCCACAUGUGCAUUAUGCAUGUGCACAAGCCUACAAGUGAUUUUUCUUUUGCUCACAUCAGUGUUACGUAUCAUAGGAGGCAGAAGAAAAAUAAAAAGAAGGAUCUAGAAGGAAAAAUGUAGAUGUGUAACUGAGUGGUUGUAGUGUAAGUCGGUGGUUGUAACUGAACUAAAAGAAUUGGAGGGAAAACAAGAUUAGUUAGAAGGUAGUUGAUAAUGCAUGUAUAAAAGAAAGAGAGCUGAGACUGUAAAGGCAUUUAAGAAUAAUCAAUAAUAUUUCUCUUACCUUCUCAUCCCUCUUUGAAAUUUUAUUCUCACCCGCUUUCUGCAUUCUUUCUCACUAAUUCCUUUUCUUUCUCAUCUCUAAUUCCAUUCUCAAUCCCAGAAGUUAGCUGCAUUACAAGUGGAAGUGUGGACUGUGGAGUAUUAGAAUUCUAAAGCAUUGCGAUGAUCACAAUAGCUGCUGCGAACCACCAAAAUUUAGAAUUUGCAAGGAUUUCUGGAUUAGAAGAUCAUGUUAGACUACUGCAAGAAGAGUCCCGGAGGAAUAAAGAAGAAUUGACCCAGAAAAUUGAAGAAGAAUCCAAGAAGAAUAAAGAAGAGUUAGACACAGAAGAUUGAUGUUCCAUGCGACUCAUUCUUGGAGAAAUGCUAGCCCUUCUGACAACAAGGUACAUUGAAGAAUAAAGAGAAUUCAGGAAGUGGUCUUCAGGAAGUGCCCACGAGGGAGUCGACAAUUAUGCAGCGUCACCGGGAGGGAAAGGCCUUUCAGGAACCCCCGAGGGCUGGAUCUAGCGCUGCAACAGGCCCAUAUCCACAAGACAGGCAAUGCAGGUUCUAACAUACAGAAGGUAGGCUCGAAGUUCUUUCCAAAGUCAAAUUGAUUUCUUUUUAUGAGAAUGAGUCAAGAGCGUGGAUUAGGAAGUGUAAUAAGUACUUUGAGGUUUAUGGAGUUUGGGCUGAUCAAAAAGUGGAUCUUGUUAGUUUAUUCUUAGCGAAUAAGGUAUAUUUUUUAUUUCAUAACUAGAUUAAGGGAGAGAAAAACACGAGUGGAAAGAUUUUGAGAAAGAAUGCAGAAAGGAGGUGAGAAUAGAAUUUUAGAGAGGAAUGAGAAGGCAAGAGAGAUAUUGUUGAUUAUUCUUGAAUACUUUAUAGUCUCAGCUCUCUCUCUUUUGUGCAUGUAUUAUCAACUACCUUCUAACUAAUCUUGUUUUUUCUCCAAUUCUUUUAAUUCAAUUACAAUUACAACCACUUAGUUACACUACAA